This is a messenger RNA of Pneumocystis murina B123, 1535 nucleotides long. RefSeq lists its product as hypothetical. Bases 104 to 1528 code for a protein of 474 amino acids. The transcript has 6 exons. Gene Ontology annotation, molecular function: RNA uridylyltransferase activity. NCBI's taxonomy places the organism in Eukaryota, Fungi, Ascomycota, Pneumocystomycetes, Pneumocystales, Pneumocystaceae. Gene Ontology annotation, biological process: RNA 3'-end processing. The record is from RefSeq and is a predicted model, not a curated record.
UUUGAAUGAAAAAUUUUGGAAUAUUUUUGCAGAAGAAAUUUAUAACUUUUAUGAAGAUAGAUAAGGGUUUAUUUGGAUAAGAAUUUUGUAGGAAUAAGAGGACAUGGAUAGUGUAAAGGGUUUUGAGGGAGUAGAGUCGGUUGUUUUUCAAAAAGAAAUGAAGAAAUUGACCAAAAUCUCGGAUUUUUCUGGGAAAAAUUAUGGGUCGGGAAAUGAAAUAGAAGAUCUUAAGAAGUCUUUAGAAAAAAUGAUGUUAGAGUCAGUUAAUAUACAAGAAAAGGGAGUUUUUUUAAGAGAGAAGGGUUCGGAGGGGUCAUAUGAAGCUAAUUUGAAUGAUAAAGAUGUUUUAAAGAAUAAUAAAAAAGAUAGUAAUUUUCGGAAUAUAAAAUAUUAUGAACCGAAAGAUUAUGGAUUAUAUGUUAAUGGAAAAGCUGUAUGGAGAAAGAAUUAUGAUGAGUAUUUUGUUCUUUCUACAUUUAUAUCGCAUACAUUGAAGCAUAUUAUGCCUACAAAUGAAGAGAUAUCUCAAAAGGAAAGAUUUCGAUUUUUUUUGAGUGAAAUUCUUAAUACAUGUAGACCAUCUGCUAAAUUGGUUUUAUUUGGAAGUGUAGCGAGUGGGCUUGCAAUUGUUAAUUCGGAUAUGGAUUUUUGUGUUAUGGAUGAUUCUUUAGAUUUACAUACGGAUGAAUUUCUAAAAAUUUUUUCUGAAGAAAUUAAAAAAUAUGGUAUGGAAACAACAUUACUUUUUAGAACAAGGGUUUCUAUAAUAAAGGUUAAUAGUAAAGGUUCUUUUAAUUUUCCGCAAGGAAUUUCAUGCGAUAUUGGAUUUAAUAACAAACUCGCAAUAUAUAAUACUAAACUUUUGGCUACAUAUUCUAAAUGUGACCAUCGUGUAAGAAAGAUUAUUUUAUUUGUAAAAUAUUGGGCAAAAAGACGUAAAAUAAAUGAUCCAUAUCAUGGAACUCUUUCAAGUUACGGUUAUGUUUUGCUUAUUCUGCAUUAUCUUAUAAAUAUUGUUCCAAUUCCUCUUUUACCAAAUUUGCAGCAAAUGAAAGUAGCAUCUUGGAGAUCUAUACCGCAAUCAGAGAUUGAAUGUGAUGGAUAUAAUGUUUGGUUUUAUAAAGAUAUCGAUAUCUCUUGUUCUUUUUCAAAUAAUACAGAUAGUUUGGGAAAACUUGUUUAUGGUUUUUUUUAUUAUUAUGCAUAUCAAUUUAAUUGGAAGGACCAUGUUGUAAGUAUAAGAACACAAACUGGUCUUUUAACAAAACAAGAGAAAGGAUGGACUCAAGCAAUGGAGCGAGUUUUUGUUUCUGAUAAAAUAUUUAAAGACCGUUAUAUUCUUGCAAUAGAAGAUCCUUUUGAAAUUACUCAUAAUGUUGGAAGGACCGUUAAUAAGCAAAGUUCUCAUAUAAUUAGAGGAGAGUUUUUUCGUGCUUCAAAAUUAUCUAGUUCAAAAUUAAGAAAAAAAAUAUUUAAUGAAUUAUGUGAAGAACGGAUUAUUAUAAAUAACUUUUCAAAUGUAAUAUAAAAAGACG